AUGUCCAGCCGGUGGGACAGCCCCAACAACGAGGCUUCGUCCUCGUCCGCAUCCGCUUCUGCAGCAGCGGCGGCGGCAGCAGCUGCAGCAAAGAUCGCUGCCCAAUUCGCAUCCAAAGGCCAGCCAUCCUCGUCAAGCAACAGCGAAGCACCACAAUCGAAGGAAAAGGACGCACACGAUGCCGAGUUCACCCAUGAUAUCGAGAUCAACGAUCAGCGCAACCGAUACAUGCUCACCAAAGGCCAGACGCAGCAGCAGAUUCAUCGCGAGACCGGCGCCAGCGUCACAACUAAAGGCACGUGGUAUCCGGACAAAGCGCUUGCAACCAAAGAAGAUCCGCCGCUCUUCCUUCACGUCAGUGCCAUCUCGCAGGACAUCCUCGACGCCGCGAUCGCCAAGAUCAACGAGCUCAUGGCGCAAGACGUGCCUCAACUCGUCGAAGACCGUCAUCAGCGCCGACUCGACUACGAGAACCAACGACCGCCGCCGAGAGAACGCCGCAGAUGGCCCGAAGAGAAGAUCCUCGUCAACCUCGAGAGCAUCCGCAACUUCAACGUGCGCUCGAAAAUCGUUGGGCCAGGAGGCAUGUUUGUCAAGUACAUCCAGAGCGAGACGGGGACUCGUGUGCAGAUCAAGGGAUUGGGCAGUGGUUUUAUCGAGAGCGACACGGGUGCAGAGCUGAACGAGCCCAUGCACAUUGCUAUUGCAGGACCCGAGGACGAGCAGAUCCAGGCGGCCAAGGCGCUGGCGGAGGACCUGAUGGAGGUGGUGCGUGCGGAGUGGCAGAAGGCGUACGACUCGAUGGGUCAAGGGUACGGUGGGGGUCAGAGGGGAGGUUACGGGGGCUAUGACGGUGGCGCACCACGCGGUGGAGGGUAUGGUCGCUCGCAAGGCUACGGUCGAGGUGGCAGUCCCGUGGGCGCUGGUGGCUAUGGACAUCAACAGCAGCAGCAGCAACAACAAGGCGGCUGGGAUCAACAACGCGGCGGAUGGAGCCAGCAACAGCAGUCGUAUCCUUACAACUCCUCCCGCAAUGGCGAUCCCGCGCCGCCACCUACGGACAACAAUGCGCCACCUCCGCCACCACCCGAGGAUGACGCUCCACCCCCGCCGCCCACCGACUCCGCAUCGCAUCGACAGCCCGCAGCACCGUCUCAGCAGCGAGGCAAUGGCAUCUCUCAGCACGCAGCCUCGCCCGCACAAAGCAGGAGUCAACCCGUUGCAGCAGCCAAGCCAGCAAAGUCACCCGAAGAGGAAGCACUCGACAAGUACUGGCGCGAGUACGUCGAGUGGGAGUCCAGCUUCAAGGCGUACCACAACAGGAUGCCGACCAAGGAGGAGGGUGGGCAGGAUGUGCCGCCUCAGUAUCGCAAGUAG
Molecule: messenger RNA, 1377 nt
Organism: Kalmanozyma brasiliensis GHG001
Lineage: Eukaryota; Fungi; Basidiomycota; Ustilaginomycetes; Ustilaginales
Product: K Homology domain, type 1
Exons: 1
Coding region: 1-1377 (458 amino acids)
Cellular component (GO): nucleus
Molecular function (GO): RNA binding
Source: RefSeq, a predicted model, not a curated record